CUUGCUGAAUAAUUUUUUAAUAUCAGAAAAUUUUUGUACUUUUAAUAAAAUGACAAUUGAAGACAGAAUAGAAGAAAUAAAACGACUUCUUCGUUUAGACCAUUUAAACCAAGACGAAUACGAUCAUGUAGAAAAUCUUAUAAAAAAUAACGCUGACAGAUUUCAAAUGCCUGGAGAACCUUUAGAAGCAACUAAUAUUUUAAGACAUUCAAUACCAACUACAGAUGACUGCCCAAUAUUUUCAAGACAAUACCGUUUUCCUCAAAUUCACAAAGACGAAAUAACUAAACAAGUAAAUGAACUUUUAAAAAAUAAAAUAAUUAAACCUUCUCAAUCACCUUAUAACACACCGGUAUGGAUCGUACCUAAAAAACCUGACUCAAGCGGAAAUUUAAAAUGGCGAAUGGUAUUAGAUUUUCGAAAACUAAACGAAAAAACUAUAGGUGACUCAUAUCCAUUACCUCAUAUAAAUGAUAUACUUGACUCAAUUUCUUCCGCAAAAUACUUUUCUGUUUUCGACCUAGCAACCGGAUUUCAUCAUAUAAGAAUGAAUCCCAAUGACUCACACAAGACAGCUUUUUCAACACCUCAUGGUCAUUAUGAAUUUGAUAGAAUGCCAUUUGGUUUAAAAACAGCACCCGCGACAUUCCAAAGACUUAUGGACUUAACAUUAACUGGACUAAUUGGAACAGAACUUUUUGUUUACCUUGAUGACAUUGUUAUUUACGCAGACACACUCGAAGAACAUGAAAGAAAAUUUAAUAAUUUAGCUGAACGACUCAGAAACGCAAAUCUUCAUUUACAACCAGACAAAUGCGAAUUCUUACGACCGGAAGUAGGAUACUUAGGACACAUUAUUGAUAAAAAUGGUGUUCGACCCGAUCCAAGGAAAAUUAUUGCGGUUAAAAAUUUUCCUAUACCGAAAACAACAAAGAACAUUAAACAAUUUUUAGGAUUAGCAGGAUAUUAUAGAAGAUUUAUUGAAAAUUUUUCUAAAAUUGCACAUCCACUAAACCAACUUUUAAAAAAGGAUACACCUUUUAUUUGGUCAGACAAACAACAAUUAGCUUUUGACACAUUAAAACAACAUUUAUGCGAAGAACCUCUUUUACAAAGACCAGAUUUUUCCCAACCCUUCGUGCUUACAACAGACGCAUCAGGUUACGCGAUUGGAGGAAUACUUUCACAAGGGAAAAUAGGAAAAGACAAGCCUAUUGCAUAUGCAUCUCGAAGCUUAAGCGAUACGGAAAAGAAAUAUGACACUUACGAGAAGGAAGCAUUAGCUAUUAUUUUUUGCGUAUCUCAUUUUCGACCAUAUUUAUACGGUAGAAAAUUUACUUUAGUAACUGAUCAUAAACCAUUAGUAUGGUUUCAAAAUUCGAAGGAUCCUUGUUCACGUGUUUCGCGUUGGAGAUUAAAAUUAGCAGAAUAUAACUAUGAAGUAGUGUACAAGGCAGGUAAAAUGAACGUGAAUGCAGACGCUCUUUCAAGAAAUCCAAUUCCUAACGAAGAAGAAUUAUUUAGAAAUCAAAAGGUGCUCGACGAUGAUACAUUUUUAACAUUCGGGGAUAAUAAAAAAUCAAGUGAAAAUAUUCACGACAGUAAUAAUACAUCUACAUUAUUACUCUUAUUAACUACUCUUCUUAACCCAAUACUUAGUGAUUACAUUACAAACACACAAUGGAAAACCAUUCUCACUAGGGCACAACGAAAAUUAGAAGAAACGGGAAUUCAAGAAAAACUUACGGAAAACGUAGAAAAAAUAUUGCAGCCCAUUAUCAAGAGGUCAAGAGGUCGUCCUAAAAAAUUAAAAAAUAAACUUCCCAUACAAGAAGACAAGGUUGGUACCAAAAGAAGAGGAAGGCCGAGGAAAGACAAGAAGCCAAUCUCAGAAGCUGAAGAAGAAACUGAUCCAGAAUACUUCGAUGAAUUAAGAAGAAAUAAACGACUUAAAAGGACAAAGGGGAAGAAGAAAAACAAAAUCGUAAUUCAAGAAAAACCAAAUGAAGACAAUGAAACUUACUUUUCAUCCACAGAAGAUGAUAGUUCAAAAGAAGAUGACGACAUAUUCGAAGAAUCCCUCGAUGAAGAAUUUUAUGAAGAAGAAAAUGAAAUCUUUCAAGACGCCAUGGAUAACGAAGAAAUUUUUGAAGAAAAAGAUAAAAUACAAGAAAGUGAAAUUGAAGAAAAUAACAAAGACAAAGGGCGUAAUCUAAGAAGAAAAGAAGAAAUUACUCAAGCACCUCCUGUUCAAGAAAAACAAUCUACGAGUAAUAAAAUUUUGAUAGAAUGUCGUGACCAAUUAACAAUGCGAAAAGACAAUUAUUUAUAUUUUGUAAGUACUAACGGUACCCCUCUCGACAAUGGAUCUAAAAGUUUAACAAAAAAAUCAAUUCUACCCAAAUUUAAUAAUUUACAAAAAGGUUUAGUAAAAGAAUUUAAAAAGGGAAAAUAUUAUCAUUUUGCACUUCCAAUUCAAGAAAAUGUCAAAGAAAACUUAACUGAUACUCUAAAUACAAUCAAAUCAUGUUUUAACUCUUUACUUUCAAUUAGUGAUAAACUAAACAUUUGCAAAAUUAGACAACAGAUAUUAGAAGAAAAUCAUUCAUCGGCAAUCGGAGGCCAUAAGGGAGUAACAAAAACUUUAGCUAGAAUUCGUCAAAAAUAUUAUUGGGAAAAUUUAAAAACAGAUAUUCAAAAAUACAUAAACGGAUGUUUACAAUGUCAAUUAAAGAAAUUAGUUCGCGUUAAAACUAAAAAUCCAAUGAUUAUCACAGACACACCUACAACUGCUUUUGAAAAAAUUUCUAUGGAUAUUGUAGGACCUUUUAACCCUCCAACUAAAUCUGGCAACACGUACAUUUUAACAAUUCAAGAUAACUUCACAAAAUACUCUUUAGCAAUCCCUUUACCUAAUCAUCAAGCUGCUACAAUAGCAGACGCAUUCGUGAAAAAAUUCAUUUGCAUAUUCGGUUCACCUAAAGGCGUACUAACAGACCAGGGAAGAGACUUUUUGAGCAAUUUAUUAAAAAGAUUAGCAAAACGUUUUAGAAUUAAACAAUUUCGUACAACAGCUUUUCACCCUCAAUCUAAUGGGUCACUCGAACGUUCGCAUCAUGUUUUAGCAGAAUACUUAAAACAAUUUAUUGAGAAAAAUUCUGAAUGGGACGAUUGGUUAGAAUUAGCAAUGUUUUCCUACAAUACUAGCAUACACGAAGGAACAAAAUGCACACCAUACGAACUUGUCUUUGGAAAAUUAGCUCGUGAACCCUCUAGCGAAUCUCCUUCUCAAAACGAAAAAUUACAAACAUACGAUGAAUAUUUAACUACCUUUGUUACACAAUUACACGAAAUGAGAGCACAAGCAAGGGAAAAUUUAAUUUCGGUGUUUAUUGGAACUGGUCUUCUCUCGGCAACAUACAAAUAA
Molecule: messenger RNA, 3427 nt
Organism: Leptopilina heterotoma
Lineage: Eukaryota; Metazoa; Arthropoda; Insecta; Hymenoptera; Figitidae
Exons: 3
Coding region: 50-3427 (1125 amino acids)
Biological process (GO): DNA integration
Molecular function (GO): nucleic acid binding
Source: RefSeq, a predicted model, not a curated record